AAAAAAAAAAAAAAAGAAGACCAAAGUAGAAGGGAGAACAUAAACAUGGAGAUGAUGGCUACGACAGCAGCAGCGGCUGAGUUUUGCACCUCUGUCAGUGUCGUGUCAGGUGCAGAAUAAAUGCAAUCAACGAAUCAAUCUGAAUAUGAAUAUGAAUGAAUGUUGCUACACUGAAGAAGGAAGGAAGGAAGGAGUGGAAGGGCGAUAAGGUGCUGUUUGUUUGGGCUUUGGAGGAGUGAGGAACAAAUUUGAGAAUGGAUGCGUAUGAAGCCACCAAGAUUGUUUUUGAAAGAAUCCAAAAUUUGGAUCCAAACAAUGCUUCCAAAAUCAUGGGGUUUCUUCUCAUCCAGGACCAUGGCGAGAAGGAGAUGAUCCGUUUGGCUUUCGGCUCUGACUCUGCACUUCAGGCAGUGAUUUUGAGGCUCAAGAAGGAGUUAGGUUUGCCGUCGCCAAACACGCCCUUAACGCCCACUCCCCCUUCUUCUAUUUCUUCCCCUUUUGCAAACCCUAACCGUCGCCGGAGUUCGUCUUCCUCUGCUCCCUCCAGGCUGAAUAUCCUCACUCAAUCCUCCAAUCCGGCGUCUUCCUGGACGAAUUCCGCCGGAGAUUCAACCGAUUUCCAGACGGCGGAGGAUUUGAUUAGCCCUGCCGCGUACAGCGGCGCGUCGCGCCACUCGCCGUUCUACGCGAAAGGCGAAAUCGAUUUGAUUGACGAGCUUCAGCUUCAAGAUCAGCUGGCGUUCCUCAACGAUGGAAACUCUCAAGUUGCAGGGAAAACUUCCGAUUUCAAUCUCUACCACCGCCACCAGGAUUUAGCGGCCAGUCCGACCGGAAACGACGCUAUGUUCUUCCCUCCUUACACCGCCGCCGGCGCCGGCGCCUCCCACCGCCGAAGCUGCUCGGUGAACGAGGAUGAUCUGAGCGUAGGAUUUGGAUGGAAGCCUUGCUUGUUCUACGCUAGAGGCUACUGCAAAAACGGAACCACCUGCCGCUUCCUCCACGGCGGCGGAGACCUCGGCGGCGACGGUGCUGUCUGUAACCCUAAUUUCUCUGCAACCAAAUGUGUGAAUCUUCUCCAGCAACUUCCGUCAGAAAGCCCUAGAUCUCUGAUGAUGGAUGGAAUCCAUAAAUUCAGUGAACUGGGGAUGAAUGGUAUGAACAGUCCAGGCUCUAGACAGAUAUACUUAACCUUUCCUGCUGACAGUUCUUUCAAGGAAGAAGAUGUGUCCCAUUAUUUCAGCAAUUUCGGUCCUGUUCAAGAUGUAAGGAUACCUUAUCAGCAGAAGAGGAUGUUCGGGUUCGUAACAUUUGAAUAUCCGGAGACUGUGAAGCUCAUUCUUGCAAAGGGCAAUCCUCACUUUGUUUGCGAAGCUCGUGUUCUCGUCAAGCCUUACAAAGAGAAAGGGAAAAUCCCCGACAAGCUUAGGAAACAGCAGCAGCAGAUGGAAAGGGGGGAAUUCGAAUUCUCCCGAUGUGGUAGCCCCACCGGAAUCGAAACUCGGGAUCUCUACGAUCUUCCAGUUGGUGCAGGAAUGUUGUACAAAACGUCGGAAAUGUUAUGGCGGAGAAAGUUAGAGGACGAGGUGGAUUUGCAGCAAGCCAUCGCGCUUCAAAACCGACGACUUAUGAAUCUACGCCUUAUCAACAUCAAACGAAACAGCCACCAACGUGCGCUUUCAACCGGUGCCGUUAUCUCAUCUCCAACGUCGUUUUCCCCGACCCUCAAUCGAAAUGUCGCUGCUUUCACCGCCCACGGCAGCUCCGAAGUUAAAGAGAACGUCUUGGCCGCAAAAGACGACGAUGUCUCCAUCGAGAAGGAAAACUACAGCAAGGAUGAAUCGAAAGGAAGCGAUUCACAUGAAAGGUUCGAGCACAACUUGCCGGACAGUCCCUUCGCCUCGCCAAAGGCACUCGGGAGCUACGACGCGGCCGCCUCCGCCUUCUUCUCCGGCAAUGUCACGGAGGCAGAAGGUGGCGGCGAUGUAGAAGAAGUCUCGACGCCGUCAUCUACUAACAAUAACUUCGGGCCGUCUUUAUUUCCCAUGACUCCGUCGUGUUUCUUCCAAGCGCCAAGGCUGGCGUCGGGACAUGAGACAGUUGGAAUGUAGGGAUCGGUGCGAGGCCGGUCUCGUUGGCUUUCCGGUGGCUCGGCCGCCGUCACGGCGGCGCUCACCACCCCUCCGCCACCAGUUGAGUACAAGAAAAGAAGGGUAAGUUAGGCAUCCUUCUUGUUGUAUAAGUUUAUUAUUACUUAUUAUUAUGUUUCUUUGUUUUAUAGUAAGAAAGAAAAAAAAAGGGAUAACGUCAAAAUAGUCAUUAUGUAUAGACACACACAAUGACACAAAAUAUAAGAGAUCAAAGAAGGAUGCAAAUCAACGGCUGUGGUUUUCCCUCUCCUUUGAUCCUCACCGUUGAUUGCUUCCCCACAGUGUAUAAUUCUAAUGUCUUACAUACACAUGCUUACAUAUAAAUAUAUAUAUAUAUAUAUAGAGAGAGAGAGAGAGAGAGAGAGGGUCAUUUGUAUUUGUAUAGGAGAUGAAGAUCGAAAUGAAGAAUUUUAAAUUUGUGAUUAUUA
This is a messenger RNA of Andrographis paniculata, 2575 nucleotides long. RefSeq names its product zinc finger CCCH domain-containing protein 53-like. The record is from RefSeq and is a predicted model, not a curated record. Gene Ontology annotation, molecular function: metal ion binding; RNA binding. The transcript is spliced from 9 exons. Lineage: Eukaryota; Viridiplantae; Streptophyta; Magnoliopsida; Lamiales; Acanthaceae. Bases 255 to 2108 code for a protein of 617 amino acids.